AGGUUCGAUUUAUAUUCUGUAGAAGAAGCGAGAGAGAGCUGACAGAGCAGAAGGAGAGCAAAUGAGACAGAGAGUGCGGGUAGGAGAUCGCCGGAAAUUCCAUACCGAAGCUGUCCGUAAGUACCUUGCGGAAUAUCUGGGCCGGAGAGCUCGGUUUCUAUUCUCUUCUUGGCAUACGUUUUGAUCCUAAGGAGGCGAUUCGUUUGCUAUUUUGAGGCGAGGUCGUUCCGAGGAGGGUCUUCUCUGGAAUGGAUUCGGAAGAGACGUGAAAAAGUUGGUUCUGUUUGAUUUUGUGGCUGUUCUUUGAUUGCCUAAUUUGUUUGCUAUUUGGGUUUUUGAUUUGGGGAAGAGGGCAGGAAGAGAGCGGUCUGAGGAGGAAGAGAUGGGGUUCAAUUUCGGGUCAGAGCUGGUGCGGCUCGGGAUCCUGGCUACGACCUCCGAUCAUAAGUCGGUGGUGUCUAUAAAUCUGUUUGUAACGCUGCUGUGCGGUUGCAUCGUCAUUGGCCAUCUCCUGGAAGAGAGUCGGUGGAUGAAUGAGUCCAUAACCGCUCUCGCUAUCGGGUUAUGUACGGGAGUUGUUAUUCUGCUGACGACCAAAGGGAAGAGCUCUCAUAUACUUGUCUUCAGCGAGGAUCUGUUUUUUAUAUACUUGCUUCCUCCGAUUAUAUUCAACGCCGGGUUUCAAGUAAAAAAGAAACAGUUUUUCCACAACUUCAUGACAAUCAUUUUGUUUGGUGCAAUUGGGACAUUAAUCUCCUUUUUCGUAAUAUCGGUUGGUGCUAUUGAGUUCUUUGGGAGGAUGAACAUAGGCCUUGACAUUGGAGACUAUCUUGCUGUCGGGGCUAUAUUUUCUGCGACGGAUUCCGUUUGCACUUUGCAGAUUCUUAAUCAAGAUGAGACGCCUCUUCUUUAUAGCUUGGUCUUUGGCGAAGGUGUUGUAAAUGAUGCCACAUCAGUUGUGCUCUUCAAUGCACUACAGAAUUUUGAUUUAGUGCACAUUGAUGCUUUAAUCAUAUUGAAGUUCAUUGGCAACUUCUUCUAUUUGUUUUUGAGUAGCACUGUCCUUGGCGCAGUUACUGGAUUGCUAAGUGCUUACGUCAUCAAGACGUUAUACUUUGGCAGGCAUUCUACUGAUCGUGAAGUUGCGAUUAUGAUGCUCUUGGCAUAUCUUUCGUACAUGUUAGCUGAAUUAUUAAAUCUUAGUGGCAUUCUGACAGUAUUCUUCUGUGGAAUAGUGAUGUCACAUUAUACGUGGCACAAUGUAACUGAGAGUUCUAGAAUAACUACCAAGCAUGCUUUUGCAACAUUGUCGUUUAUUGCUGAGACUUUCCUCUUUCUUUAUGUUGGAAUGGAUGUACUGGACAUUGAGAAGUGGAAAUUUGUCAGUUCCAGCCCUGGAAAAUCAAUUGGUGUUAGCUCGAUUAUUCUUGGCUUGGUUUUGGUUGGAAGAGCUGCGUUUGUUUUCCCACUGUCUUUUCUUUCCAACUUAACUAAGAAGUCUCAUAGUGAAAAGCUCUCUUUUAGGAAGCAAGUUAUUAUUUGGUGGGCUGGACUUAUGAGAGGUGCCGUCUCCAUUGCACUUGCCUAUAAUAAGUUUACAAGUUCUGGCCACACUCAACUCUCCGGCAAUGCAAUCAUGAUUACUAGUACCAUCACAGUUGUUCUUUUUAGUACAGUGGUCUUUGGUUUGAUGACAAAACCACUAAUAAGGCUCUUACUGCCUUCAUCUCAUAAGCCACUAGGCAGUACUUGCUCUGAUGAGCCCACAACUCCUGUAUCCUUGUUCUCCUCUCUCCUUGAGAACUCCUCACUCCUCGAGAACGGUCGGGGAGUUGAUGAGCAACCCAUUCACCGUCCAACAAGCCUCCGAAUGCUUCUCUUGAAGCCUACACACACUGUGCAUUACUACUGGCGUAAGUUCGAUGACAGCUUCAUGCGUCCAGUGUUUGGCGGCCGGGGAUUCGUUCCGUUUGUCCCUGGUUCCCCUACUGAAAGAGAUGGCCAUGGAGAAGGGUGAAAGAUGAAUAUCUUGAAGAAGAAAAGAAUCUUAUUUUCCAAUAAACAAACACCUUUCCCCCUCGAAUGGUUUUUUAUGGGCUACAGAUUGUAUAUGGAUGAUGCAGUGAUGGCUUGACUUGUGCUGGUUUGUGGUUGCGAUGGGUCACUAGGCUUUUUCAUGCUUCCAACAGUGUAACUUAUGUGGGUUUAUGUAAUAUUUCAUUUCAUUUUUGGUUUGUGCAGGUCUCUUAAGAUUUAUAUAUAUAUAUAUUUUGAUUGUUGAAGUUUUGCUGAAAGGGUUGUGUACAAUAUGGAGCUGUUGAUUAUUUUUCUAUUUUUUUCAGCGUGUUUUGUAGGAGUUUGUGUGAGUGUAUAUGUAUACAACUGGAAUAAUUGAAAUCAUAAGAUAGCUUUCAGCUUCAAUCUA
Messenger RNA from Dendrobium catenatum, 2425 nucleotides. RefSeq names its product sodium/hydrogen exchanger 2. The record is from RefSeq and is a predicted model, not a curated record. Lineage: Eukaryota; Viridiplantae; Streptophyta; Magnoliopsida; Asparagales; Orchidaceae. The transcript is spliced from 14 exons. Gene Ontology annotation, biological process: sodium ion transport; regulation of pH; proton transmembrane transport. Gene Ontology annotation, cellular component: membrane. Gene Ontology annotation, molecular function: sodium:proton antiporter activity. Bases 383 to 2017 code for a protein of 544 amino acids.